ACAUAUACGGCUCUGGCAUCGCACCAGUGCCGUAUAUGCAUCGCACGUUAGAUGUCACUGCGAUCGCUUUUUGUUUUGUUUAUUUUUUCUUUUACGGCGAGCUCGGAGUUCAGCAACAUCGUCCGUGCUCGAACCGUUCGCGACUCUGGCUGAUCGCCGGUGCGAGGUAAAUCUCUGCCCUUUCGAUGCAUCAAACGUAAAAUUAAAUUAUGCAGCGCGCCAGACCGUCGUUCCCUUUCGAACACCCCCUCCUCGCGCUGUAGCCACAGUGGGCAGGGCUCGAUCGACGUCCCGAAGACCGGCUGCAUGCAGCGUCCCCGAAUUCCGUCACGGCAGCUCGGCGACCACCCAGCGACCCAACGAGCCGAAUAAAUGGAUCAGCAGACCGGCGUGUUGGAUAUCCUAGCACAGUUCUUCCAUCGCCUGUGGCACUGGGGUCCGCUGGUAGCUCUGCUCAUUGUCAAGUUCAUCUUCCUCACCUGUCUCUAUGUGACGUCGAUGUGGCUGUCGCCUUACAACUCGCUCGAAGGCACCGUCAACCACGCGAUUUAUAUCGGCUGGGUCGGCACGCUGUUGUACAACUUCUUCAUGGCUGUUGCUAUGGGACCGGGGUUCGUGCCCCUGCGGUGGAGACCGGAAUUGCCGGAAGACGAACAGUUUCUGCAGUACUGCGCCAACUGUGAUGGAUUUAAGACUCCUCGCUCACAUCACUGCCGGAGAUGCGAGAGGUGUGUCCUCAAGAUGGAUCAUCACUGCCCUUGGAUCAACACGUGCUGUGGACACAGAAACCACGCAAACUUCACACUGUUUCUUCUGUUUGCUGUCUGCGGCAGCAUCCACUCUUCUGGGCUCUUGAUUAUUGGCUUGUCCAAAGCAUACAAUCGGAAGUACUACAUGCAGCAGGGCCACGACGAGGACCUGGUCUACCUGGGCUUCUUUCCCUUUGUGGCCACUGUGCUCAGCCUGGGGCUUUCAAUCGGUGUGGUCGUUGCUCUGGGUAGUCUUCUUUUCAUACAGAUGAAGAUCAUCGUGAGAAACGAGACGACGAUUGAGAACUGGAUCGUGUCAAAGGCCCAGAUGAGGGAGAGAGAUGACGAUGAGGUGUUUGUGUACCCCUACAACCUGGGCGUGGCCGAGAAUCUCAAACAGGUCUUUGUGUAUCCACUGGGCGACGGCGUCACGUGGCCCGUCGUGCCAGGCUGCAAUCAGUACACUCUUACCGUGGAACAGAUCCUGCAGAAACAGGACAAGCGGCUGCGCACACGACUCUACACGGUGGUGCAUCACUACGCGGGAAGCUUCUUCCCCAUCACGUACGGCUGCAGAGUCUGCACGUCCACUCCGCUGACGGACGAGCCACGCAUCGCAGUGGCUCCCGGCGACAGGGUGCUCGUCACACGCUGGAAAAAGCACUGGCUCUACGGCGAGCUGGAGAACACGAAGUUCAGCUCAAAGUCACUGAAGAGAGCCAAGGGCUGGUUCCCACGGCAGUGUGCCAUAGAGGUGUCCACCAGCAGGGGCAGCCGGAGCCUCUCGGAAUCGUCGACGAGUGUUUCGCAGCGCAAGAAGACCAAGUGAAUGUUUGCGGUCCGACCGUCUGUGAUAUUGAAAUCCUGCUCGCGACCAGAGCGUGCGAGCACCCGCGAUUAUUUUUCUACUCAACAUUGUGCCACCGCUAGCUGUCUCGUAAAUAUAACUAGUGAGAAAGAGAAGACUGUUUCGUCCUUUUUAAUUGGACAGGAGUCACGUCCUUGAUCCAUUGUUUGUGCGGUGCCCGAAUCCGAUUCCAUUCCUUCGAAAGUUUUGCUGCUGUGUGAUCUCUUGAGGUGUAUAAAUCUGUUAAUAUUACGGUUAUUUAGUAGUAAUUACUUAUAUUUACGCCGGUCCCGAACGGCUUAACAAAUGCAUAUUAUGGUCCUGCACCUCGGUUUUGUGAUUCAUUCUUUGGUGUUCUUAUUGGCUAAUGCUGCGAUCUCAUUGGCUGCAAACAGAUAAUAAGCUGGCCGGGACUUACCACACCCUGCAGUUGUUAACUUGCCAGUGACUCUAGUACUGCAAGUCUGGCUCCUUGCUGAGCGUAAAGGUUUGGAAAUGGUUCCAGUCUAGAGUAUGACAGCUCUAUAGAUACCACGACAACUCCUUCAGGAACACGGCACCUUCGCUUGGAACAAUUCCAGCCUUGCAAGUGAAGGGCUUCACUGUACAUACUGAGCAUUGUAAGCAGUUUCUCAGGGCAAGUGUUUGAGUAACUGAAGGCUUACAUUUCAGGUCUUUUGGGGACAUACAAAGAGCAGCUUGUUGACUGAAUGAUUUUGUUGUGUAUACACAGCUUGCGCCGACGUCACUUGGCUAGACAUGAUGGGGGAAAGGCUGUGGAUGGGGCAGCUUCUGCUGCGUUAACGAGGCACUUCUGGCCACCAGAAAGAGGGAUGGACUGGCGUCGCAUUGGACUUGUACAUAAUCUGUUACAAGUAACGAAAUUACUUGUAAUUCCUUACAUUUAUCGGUAAUUUUGUAAGGGAAUUAUUACAUAUUUCAGGAAGUAAUCGUAAAGUAAUUUCCUUUUUUCUUUUACUUAAGGAAAUGAUUAUAAUCCGUUGCAUUUUCGUUUUCAUUCACGGGGGAAAAAUGCAGGAACUUUGAAUAUUGACAAAAAAAAUUGUAAAAGAUAUAUAUUCUUUUUUUGUAAAAGCAAGUUCUGCCGGAAUCAAACUGUCACCUGCGUUUACGAAGCGCAAGGACUGGCAUUCUUUAGAUGCUCAAAGCCUUUGUUCACAUCACCUAAAAUCUUGACUCAAAUAUUUAUCUUUGGUGGUUUGGUUGUUAGCAAAUCGUAACUCGUCAGCUUGCUCGCCCACAACCAAUUGGGAAGUACGCCGAUACAAACACCAAACUCUCCGUGCAAAACAAUAAUAAGUAAACUCCCAAGUUCAAAUUGUUUCCUUCCAACAAAAAACAAAUACAAACAAAACAAAAAAAUGUCGAAGUGCAGUGCGGGGGACAUCUUCACAUAGAAAGGAGGCAAGAUGUCCGAUGAGACUGUUAGGGCCAGAUGAUAUUCAAGGUAACAAAAGCUUGAGUUGCAACAACGAUAAACGCUUGUCUUGUUUCUUACCCUAGGACAGUAAGGUUAAAAGCAACGGUCACUUUUAUGGAAGUGUAAUUGUAACCGUAAUUAGUUGCAUUAAGCCAUGAAUAAUUGUAAAUUUAAUUCCUUACUUUUUUUUUAGUAACAUGUACAAGUCUGUGUCACGUGCGUGCUAUGUAUUGGGAGGGUACAUGAGCUAAGUUAAUUUUGGAGUCACAAGGGCUUGGAAGGAGCAAUCCUCUUCUCUCUAAUUUCGUCUUGCUUGAUUGACCGUCGGAAAAUAGAUACCUCCCUUGUAAAAAAAGUUCAAAAAUUGUUCAGCCCUCACUUUUAAAGGGAUACUGAACGGAAAUUUCGAGCUCACUAAACAAGGCCGGACGGAUAGGCGGGAAGCUGCAAAACCAAAAAAUAUCACUCAUACGGCGAUGUAUCUAACGGAUCGCCAUAUUUUUUGGAAAACAAGUGCGCGAUUGAACCCGGCCGCCGAGGCCGACGAGACAAGGUACGUCACGAUUCCCAUUCUCUCUCCUCCGCGCUACGUACCGUCAAGGUGGUGAACCGAAGCGAGGAGGAGAGAAGCGAGGCCGCUUCUCCUCGUUCUCAUAUUCGCCCGGAGGACAGUUACAUCAAAGAACUCGCUGGAUCGCGCCCUUCUUUUCCACAAGUAUGGCCGUUCGGUUGAGAUAUCGAUGUACGAGUGAUGUUUUGGAGUUUGUAGCGUCCGGUUCAACACUUCUGCAGCUUUACUUUGCGAAAUCCAAAUUUCGGUUCAGUAUCCCUUUAAAGAAUGAUUCAAUGCUUGGAAAAAAAAUAAAUGUUUAUGAAAUCUAGUCACUUUUCCCCUCAACAAAAAGAUUUCCCAUAAUGAAAGUUGGGGAGUUGUGAGAGUCAAGAAGCAGUCACAGAGAAUGCAUUACAUGCUGGCAGGUAAUGCACCCACUUGUAUUUGGUUGUGUGCACAUUCAUUCUGUUCCUACAUUUGAAUUACUAUUAUGAAAUGCAUUCCUUUGGUAUGUACAUGCCAUUCAUCUCACAGGUAUGAAUUAUAUAGGAACUGUGCCAGUAGUACAUUAAUUCACCAUUUGCAGGAAAAAUGUUUAUGUAGGUAUGUUGUAUGGAAUACAUGCAGAAAGUUUGUAAAAAUUCUUUUGGCCACUGUAUUGGAGUGGUUAAAAAGGAGACCUCACAUUUAAAACAUAGCCAUUGCACAAACAAAUGUGAUGCACAAUCUUAGGUGAAAUCUUUUCAUGUGAUAUACAUACGGUUGGUUAUGUGCACUAGUGAAAUACUUGCAGCAAAGCUGACUGAGCAAGUUAAACGUGCUUAUCAAUGUUAAUUGCUUUAACAUGUACUUAGCCACUUGUACAAAAUGUGAGCAACUAGUAACGAUUGAGUGUCUGAAAGUUUUCAUAUUGCCUAAAGUUAAUGCAGUUCAUGCUCAUUGGAUUUGUUUACAUUUGCCAUGAAAUUAUAAAUUGCAUAUAUAUUCCCCUUCCCAUUCAUUCAAGCUGUGCUUGUUUUUGUGUUCUACAAUGUUACACAAAUUUUUUUUUUAUGUGGAACAAUGUCUAGUAGUCUGAUAGACCUUAUAGUUCCAACAGUCAUUAUCAAGUAUAAUGGCUUGCAGAACACAUGGUGUUUGUACACCUCAGAAUCACAAAAUUACCCUCUUACCCUUGCAAACAAUUAGGAGUGAUCUUGAAGCAUGCCAAAUGUUGCUUCAGGGAUAUGCCUUGCAUUCAAAGUGAGCUACGUUUGUAAAACGAGUUCCAGUACUAGAAGGUGGCAUGGACUGUCAGUGCACUUCAGAAAGAGCAGUUUUUGGGUGUUUGUUCCUCGAGUGCAACCCUGUUCGCCUUUAUACAAAUGUCGCACGCCCUUUUUUCUACUUCCUGUUCCUAGCGGAGCAGAGGUGUGUGUCACCCCAGAGGAAUGUUGGCAUCCAAGACUCGAAUAAUGUAUGCUUACAAGGUGCCCAGAACCAAGCAAAGGGGACCGCGAGAAACAAUGGCUGAAGGCUAUUUCACGGGGCUGAAUUUUCCACAGAAACGCUGCAUCACGACCCCCAGGCAUUUUCAGCAUUGGUAUCGAAGAAGGCUUUUGAUUGCACGAAAAUAAACGGCUUUCACGGUCGCA
Molecule: messenger RNA, 5224 nt
Organism: Ixodes scapularis (black-legged tick)
Lineage: Eukaryota; Metazoa; Arthropoda; Arachnida; Ixodida; Ixodidae
Product: palmitoyltransferase ZDHHC6
Exons: 8
Coding region: 373-1578 (401 amino acids)
Biological process (GO): protein palmitoylation
Cellular component (GO): Golgi apparatus
Molecular function (GO): palmitoyltransferase activity
Source: RefSeq, a predicted model, not a curated record